UGUGUUCUGGAAAAGGAUAUUUAAUUAUGAGAAUGACAAUAUAUAAACACAAGCGGGAGGAAGGGGAAAAGGUGAUGUUGUGAUGGUGGUAGCGUGGUUAUAGCAACGAGCACAAGUGUGUGUGGCUAUGGAACGACUAACAUCACAUCCACCAAUGUCCCACUCCGAUAUCAUCAUCGUCGUCGUGGUUGUCACUUGAUAGACAACAACUUUUAAAGCUCCAUGUUCACCACCACAACCAGGUGACGACGAAUUGGAUCACCACUUUUUACGCGGGUACAAACUCCAUUCAUUUGUUUAUACAACAAUGAACCCCGGCUGCUCAUUGCUAUUCAUUCCCAACUAGAAGAAGAAGAAGAAAUUCGCCGAGAUUUUUACUUACACUCAUCUCUAUCAAUGUCUUCGUUAUUUGGUCACCAGUUUUAAAGCUCGGACAACAUCGACAGAAUUUCAUUGAAGUUUUCUGUUAUCAGGAAAAAGGUUAUGCUCAAAAGCUGAAUUACUAAAUGUGUUGAUAUAAAAACGAACCAUGUCUCAGGCCAAGCUACGUGCGUUGCAGCAAUGGUGUAAGAACAGGUGUGAAGGCUAUCGUGAUGUUAAAAUUACAAACAUGACAACUUCAUGGAGAGAUGGACUGGCAUUCUGUGCCCUUAUUCACCGUUUUCGACCAGAUUUAAUAAACUUUGAUUCUCUUUGCAAAGAAAAUGUCUUUUACAACAACCAUCUGGCUUUCACUGUUGCUGAACAACUUGGGGUCACUGCUCUCUUGGAGGCUAAAGAUAUGGAAGACCUCCAAGUCCCAGACAAACUUAGUGUCAUCACCUACGUUGCAAGUUUGUACAGUUACUUCAAGGACAAAGAAAAACUGGGAGGCCCAGACGUCCAAAAAUGUAAAUCUCAUAUAUCGAUCGGAAUGAAGCGACACCCGGACAGUGAACCUUAUGAGAAGUUUGAACCGAAGAGAUUGACACCAAGUAAAGAAGAUAACUCGAAAAAGGGUGGUUCCAGUCCAGCCAAGCAGUCUUCGGGUGGCGAUUAUUGUGUACUGUGUAAGGACAAAGUGUAUCUUAUUGAAAAACAUAUUGAGGACGGUAACUUGUAUCACAGAUCCUGCUUUAGAAAAAGUUACAUGUCACCUACAAGUAAAAUUUUAACUGACUAUUCCACACGAACGCAAACCACCACACCAUCAACCAUCACGAUGAACUCCAUUGAUAAAACCACUUCAAAAAAUAUUAUGGAUUCGAGUAAAAAUGAUCCUUCUGCAAAUGAGAAAUCACUAAGAUUAAGAGGCAAACUCUUUGACAAAAAGAAAGAUCAAGUUCAGAAAGCAGAAGAACGCCUCAGAACGGAAAAACAGUACAAGAGAGAAAUGGAAGAAGAACAGAUGAUUGACAAUGGAAGGAAAAGUUCUUCAGCGUUAAAGGCUCAUUUAAAGGAAAUUGAUUCCAGCUCAAAAAAAUCUUCAACAAAUUCACCUGGAAAUUCUUUUCCUCAGCUUGAAAAACCUGCUAAUUAUAAUUCUGAGAAAACCUUUCAGACUUCACCCUAUAGAGACUCUAACCUCCAUGAGGGAUCUGAUGGUCGAAAAAGAGAGACAAAUGACUUGACUUUCUCUACUGUAUCAGUAAAAUCUGCUGCAAAACCAGAAUCAGAUCCUUCAUUAGAUACUCCUAAGCUCAUGAAACAAGUCUCUAGUCGGACAAUGGGUGAUAAAAAAAUGCAAGCAACUGUGCAUAAAAAAUCUGUUACAAAUUUAAAAGAAGACAACAGUGAACAAUUCGUAGUCUCAGGAUUGCUGAAAAGCUUGGCUGGUAUUCGACAACGCCAGAGUACCGGUUCUUCACCUACUAAUAGUGAUCCCCCGUCACCACUGCCAGCAGAGCCAUAUGUGCCUAAUACCAAACUGUCACACACCUCAACUUCCACAGUUACCAAUCCUUCAAUCAUGAAAUCCUUGUCAGGAGACAACUCACAGAACUUCAAGAAUCCUCAUCUACAUCUUAAUAAAAAUAAGACAUCUUUGAUCAAUUCAACCGCAAAAGAAUCGGAUGUGAUAACUGCUCAUACAAAUCAUCAAAACAAGCCUCACGCUGCCUUAAAUUCUUCAUCAAAGUCUGAACAAGAAAUUACCAAUUCAACGCCUACAGCCUCAAAUUCGUUCACCCCUAGAAAGCAAACAAGAGCAUCUCUUAGGGUACAGCUUCCAAGUAUUCAGCAAAGAAUUAAAGAGUAUUCUAAAGCUGCCCCAGGCGCUGCUGAACAACCAACAGAUACCAAAAAACCAGAUGAUGGUGCAAAAUCUGAUAAAAACAAUGUUCCUUCUUUUCCUUUAAGUACCAUAAUGAAAAAUGAGCAAAAUUUGAAACCACAUCAAGAGAUUAAUAGAGGACAAGUGACUAUGGACAUACCUUCUUCUGGUGGAAUUACUGCUGCCAGCUCUAAGAAUAAUUAUGAAAUUUCUAAGCCUGUGAAACCUAAUGCUUUGUCAGAAUCUGCAACAGACAUACAUUCAACUCGUUCGCCAGAAAAAUCCCUGGUAAAACCCGGAGGAAAACAUUUAGGAAACGAUUCAAACCGCCCAGCUUCAGGUGUUAUUACAACUAAGUUGCACCCUGGGCACGUGUCCCCUGCUAACAAAGGCUCUUCUGAUAUUAUUGAUAAUCGAGUUAAUCCUAUACCAAAGCCUCGGCGUGAGAAAAUCGGUUUAAGAACUGAGACAGCCAAAGAAAACAAGGAAAAUCCGUCUGCACUUAAAACAAUUCCAGAGGCAUUUGAGAGAAUCGAGACACCUCAUUCUGGACAGAACUCUAAAGAAGAAAUCAAAACAGAAUGGCAACUGGAGGCUGAGCGGCGAAUUGCAGCGAGAAAGGUGGAGGGCUAUGUUGAUCCAGAAGUGAAACAUUUGAAUGUGAACAACAAUAAAAUCUCCCAAAAUGGUCAAAGCAAUGGAAAUGUCGAUGAAAGUGUUAGUAGUGGACAGAGGAGAAGAAUUCCAGUCACACGGACUUUUACAUUUACUAUCAACGAUACUUUACCAAACCAACCAGAAACUCCUCUUAAAAGUGAUACGAAGAAGAAAACGUUCACCUCUUCUGAAAUUCCUCUUGAAGUGGUUGAUAUUGAUGCUAAGCUAAGAGAACUUGAACUGAAAGGUCGUCAGUUAGAAGACAUGAUUAGAGCAACAAUAAACGAUGAUGAAUAUGACAGGAAAAUGACAGAAUGGUUUAACAUAAUCAAUGAGAAAAAUGAUCUGGUCAGGAAAGAACAUUAUUUAGUUUUCCAUCUUGAAGAACAAGAACUUCUGAAGGAGCAAGUUCAAAUCGAUCAGCAACUCCAAGAUCUCCAAAAUUCACAACCUCUCAUAUCAGAAGUACCAAAAAACAAGCCUUUAGGAAUAGCCAACUGCCCUCCACUGUAUAAGCCAAACGAACCAAAAAAAUUAAAAAACGAGAAAAAGAAUUGAUUAAAAAGAAAAUUGCUGUGGUCAACAAGCGCAACGUUAUUGUCGAAACCAUUGAAGAGAACAGGCUCAGAUAUCAAGAAGAAGACGAAGGGAUUCAGGAAAUGCUUUCAAAAAAAGGUUUUGUAGAAGAUGAUUGAGUGCAUCUUGGUAGUGUUUCUAGCGCAUCACUUUAUAUAUAUAUAUAUCUGUCAAUGACUCACCAGCUUGCCACAUGCAUAAUGCUAUUCCAUGGUUUCUUAUCUUCUGGAAGAAAUAUUCAUUGAAGCACUACAAACAGAAGUAUAAACUUUUUUCUCUCGUUGCAAAGAAGAAAGCUUUAUUUUCCCAUUGAGAAAAUUAUUCAGAAGUCUUGCCAAAAAAAACGUGAAAGGAUUAAAAUAUUACGCAAAAAUACCCUCAACAGUUUUUUUUAUAUUUAAUGACAGGUAACCUCAGCUUCAAUUAAAUUAUCAAUAUAUUUUUAAUAAAUUUUUAUUCGUGUAGCAGUUAAUAAUCAACGUCAGUAUUUUACCCUUUUUUUUUGUGUGUAUGAAUAAAUCUGUAAUGGUGUGUGACCUGGUGGUUAGGGUGUUGCACUUGCGAUUGCAAGAAAGUGGUUUCAAUUCCUGGACUGGGUGGUGUGUUCUUGAGCAAAGCCCUUCAUUCCACCUUGCUCUGCAAAUGAGUGUGAUGGUGGACUGGCAUCCGAUGCAGAGGUGAUUCUUGUGAUCUUGGUCACCUUUGCUUCGUGGAAACCAGGCAACCGGCACAAUGAUUCCGAGGCUCCAAGACAGCACUUUACAAUUUUUCUUUUGACUCUGAGCGAAUCUCUGAUAUUGUAUUUAUUUUUAAAUCUGUAAUAUCUGUCUGUAAACUUGUGAACACUGGAUGACAACAUUUCUCAUUGGAACAACUUACUGUGGAAUCUCUGUUUGUCACCCAAAAUGUUCGUGAACGAAAACUAUUUUUCCCAUAGGAAAUUCAAGUCAAGGAAUGGUGAGUUUACACAGGGAUGUGCCCUGAGCGAUAGCUAAACACCGACCGAUGCUCUCUUGCUGAUAACUCCCAGCCUUUUGCCAACCAUUGUUGCAUCUUCGCUACUCGAGGUACCUGUCAUCUUCGUUACUCGAGGUACAUGUCAUCUUCGUUACUCGAGGUACAUGUCAUCUUCGUUACUCGAGGUACCUGUCAUCACCUGAUACCUUUUUAUAUGUUUGAAAAUUGUUGGUAAACUGAGGUUCCUCUGUUUUAAGAAACUGCAAGUGCCACCUUACC
Molecule: messenger RNA, 4720 nt
Organism: Octopus sinensis (East Asian common octopus)
Lineage: Eukaryota; Metazoa; Mollusca; Cephalopoda; Octopoda; Octopodidae
Product: MICAL-like protein 2
Exons: 14
Coding region: 530-3466 (978 amino acids)
Molecular function (GO): protein binding
Source: RefSeq, a predicted model, not a curated record